Colletotrichum orchidophilum is the source of this 804-nucleotide messenger RNA. Its product is annotated as methyltransferase. The transcript has a single exon. NCBI's taxonomy places the organism in Eukaryota, Fungi, Ascomycota, Sordariomycetes, Glomerellales, Glomerellaceae. The record is from RefSeq and is a predicted model, not a curated record. The coding region runs from base 1 to 804 and encodes 267 amino acids.
AUGUCUGAGACACCUGAAGUCAUUGUCGAAUACGCCUACGACCACAUCUCAGAAUGGUAUCUGCAGUGGGUCGAUAGCCAGAAAUCGCCGCGGGAAAGAUACACCAAGAGGCUUCUUGAGGAGCUGCAACCUUCGCCUGCUAUUCUAGAGCUUGGCUGUGGCCCUGGCGUUCCUAUCUUGAAGAUGCUUCUAGAUCACGGCGCACGAGUAGUCGCGAACGACAUCUCGACCAAGCAAAUUGAAAUGGCAAAAGCCCGCUUCGCGAGUGCUACGCUAGUCGCAGGCGACAUGACAGCACUCAACUUUGAGCCUGAGAGCUUCGAUGGAGCUGUCAGUUUCUAUACACUGUUUCACCUACCGCGGUCGAAACUCAAGGCUAUGCUCAUCAGGAUCCAUAGUUGGCUAAAGCCAGGAGGGGUCUUUGUUUUCAAUCUUGCCACCAUCGACGAAGAGGAAAUCCAUGGCGAGUUCUUGGGAUAUGGAAUGUUCUGGAGCAGCUAUGACGUGGGCGGGAAUGAAGCCCUGCUGAGAGAAGUCGGAUUCGACUUAUUGCAGGUGGAAGUACUGCAGGCAGGCGAUGGAAAACUUGAGGAGGAUGAUCCAGACUUUGACGCUGAGUUUAUGUGGGUGGUGGCACGAAAGAAAGAUUCUCCUGCUGAGCAGAAUGCUCUAAAGAUGGUGGAGCUGGAGUGUGCCGUGGGAUCAGAGACUUUGCAUGAUGAACAUCUCCUUGGCGAAAGCUCUCAAUCGUUUGAAGACGACAACGAAAACGAUGAAAACGAUGAGAAUAGCUUGAACAGAUGA